This is a messenger RNA of Phascolarctos cinereus (koala), 8817 nucleotides long. It is a transcript of the gene SKIDA1, whose product is annotated as SKI/DACH domain containing 1. Lineage: Eukaryota; Metazoa; Chordata; Mammalia; Diprotodontia; Phascolarctidae. The record is from RefSeq and is a predicted model, not a curated record.
UGAUUAUUUUUCUCAUAUUUUAAUUUAUGCUAUCUUUUAAGUAUUACAUUUGCCUUUUACUAAUAGCAGAAGGAACUCCUCUUAUUCUUUCUAACUAUUAUACUUACGUUAUUGGUGUCUCUGUGAUGUCCUCAAACUGUUUUCUUUUUUAAUCCAGUUUGAACAAAUUGUGCCCAUGGAUCACUAAAACAAAUGUAUACAGAGAAGGAGGUGGGGGAGAGGACUGAGGGGUUGAAUCCUUAUUUAAAUUAUGUAUGUCUGGGUGAGAGCUUGGAAGGAAAAGGUUUAUUUUAAUGCUCUUCAGUACUUUAAUUAUAUGACAGUUGUAGUGUGGAAAAUGCAAAAGUACCCUUAGGUUUUCCUUCAGGUUUUCAAAAGAAUUUUCCCCAUUAGUAAACUACUGCUGCAAAUUGCUGUUGCAUUUCCCAGCUAACCAUUUAAAAGACUGUAAAUGCUGUGUGCAUUACUCGGCUCCAGAGGGAAGAGGUCAGACUGAAUUGCAAUGGUAUUUAAACAUAAAAAUGCAGGGAAAAUAAAUCAAAAUACAGCAUCUGAAGGUAAAUUUAGCACAUUCACAAGGGAUAUGUAAAGAUAAAGUUUUGUAUUUUCAUUCAUUUAACACCUUUUUAAAAAAUGAAAGCGCAAUCUUUUUUUAACAAUACAUAUAGUAAGUAGGUGUUAAGAAUCUUUUUUAUCUUUAUUUAUUAAUGAUGCUUUUCCUUUGACCAAGCAGCAUUGUUUUGAAAGCUGAACUACUUUCUACCAUAGAUUAUAGAUUGCACAUUCCUCACCACAAAAAUUAUCAUAUUUAAUUAAUAAAUUUAGGGUAUGUCUUGUGCAUAUAUCUAAACAUGCACAUACUUCACUCACGGAGCUAUGAAGGUGGAACAUACAUAUAUGUGGAUUUUAGUGUAUCAACAAACAUAUAUAUAUGGCUUUGGGAAGCAUAAGAAUCAAUAGAUAUUUUGUUAAGAAGAAAUUAAGACUGACCAUCUCCUGAACUGGGUUCACAGUUGAUUGUAAAGGAGGUUGACAUGGUCGACAAAUUUAUCAAAGAAAGUCCUUUGCUUUUGAGAGAUAGCACUUUAUAUACAUCUGGAUCUGUACACACACUCAAAGUAAGUAAAUUAUUGCAUAACUUUAAACAUAAUUGAUAACAGACACCUUUAAUUUUUCAUCUCCAUUCUUUUGGCCAGCUUUCACAUUAAUAAUCUAAGCCAUAAAUGUUGGUAGCUAUUGAUCGAAAUCCCCUGUGUGCAUGCAAAUCCAUCUUAAAGUCCCCUGCCUUUCAUGUGUGUGCGGGCAGGGGCCUCCACUAGAUCUUUUUAUCGGGAUCGACCCCCAAGGUUCCUGGAGAAGACCCCGGAUAUACAACGUGUGCUGAUGGCCACAAGAAAGCUGUCUGUCACAUUCUUCGUGCACACACACACACACACACACACACACACAACACACACACACAGGGGGAAGUUAAAGGAACAAAAGAAUGCAUUUGACAUUCAGAAAGAUUCUUACUAGAAGUAUAAAAAUAUAUAAAUGUGUGAAUAUGUGAGCACAUACAGAGAUACAUAUCACGUUUAAAUAGAGGUAACAUUUCCCAAGAUUUCUGGCUUUUGUUUUUCCCUAUUUGACUCUCACUAACUGUAUUUGUUAUUUUUUUUAACCCAACAUAUUUGCUACUGGUAUUUAGAGCAUUCUAUGCUGCAAACAUCUUAAGAGAUGGCUAAGAGGGAAGUCAGGUAAUUUUGAAAGUUACUAAAUCAUGUUGCCGUGUGCGUGUGUGUGUGUGUGUGUGUGUGUGUGUGAGAGAGAGAGAGAGAGAGAGAGAGAGAGAGAGAGAGAGAGAGAGAGAGAAAGAAAGAAAGAAAGAAAGAAAAUCUAAACAGGACUAGAGAACAGCUAAACUACCUGGCAAGAGAAGACUGUCUAUCCAACCUUUUGUGAUCUCUUCUCAAAGGCUUUCUCUGAGUUUACUGUUUCUUGACGGUUUGACUCUAUAGUCUUAACCUUAAAGCGGGGGGGAGGGGAAUUGGGCGGAGGGGAGCUGGGAGGGAGGAGAGUUGGCAGUAUAUAAGUGCAUCAGGAGGAAUUUUUAAACGACAUUAUUGUCUCUGGCAAUAGAAAGGCUCUGAUGAUUCUACUUUGUAAAACAAAUACCAGCAUCUGUUUUGCCACGAAACUUUGCUUUCUGCUCAGAGAUUGUGCAUUCUGCCUCCUGUGAAAGUGAAGGAGAAAUCCGCGGCGUGAUAGAUCCCGAUGCACCAGAAAGCUAACUCGGUGGAUGGUCUGAGCUGUGACGAGGCAUUGUUCAUUCUGCCUCUCGGUUACGUUGAAAGCCUGAAAUAUCACGAGAUCCAUUCAAUGAGCCUUCUUUCAUUCAAGGGACAAAAAUGUAAUUUGCUAUAGCUCUGAUUUCUUGGAUGGAAAUGCUAUCCUUAGAUUUCAAAGGCAAGAACUAGACAUCGUGGUUUGUACACACAUUGAUUAAGUUGAAGAGCGGCGAUUACAUCGGUGCUGAGUGCAACAGUAGUCCAAGGCUGACUUUUCAAAUCCCAGCCUCCUGAGUUACAGACUCUCCUAAAUAGACUUCCUUAAUUUCCGGAUGUACUUCUUGAAAUUCCCAAUUCUCUUCAGAAUUCCUGGGAAAUUGCAAGGGAGCUGAAGUGGGGGUGGGGAGCUGUGGCAUAGAUUCCGCCUUGUCAUGCAAAACUACCUUUUUUCUCCUUUCCCCUGUUAAAUUCUUGAUUUUUAUUUUUAUUUUGUCUUAUCUACUGGUGAUAAACUCUCCAGGCCAUGGCAGUGGAAGCUGGAACUUUUGAAUGAGAAGGAAGACAUUAUUAUACACCUUUUCCCCUCAUUGAAGCACCCCCCAAAAAAAAUAUCCGUUUAUUCUUUUAACCACUCGGAUGUGUCUAUUUUUGGAGGAGCAAGAAUCUAUAUAAGUGUCUAUGUUGCAUCCAGUUUGCAGUUGCAAACGUUAACAGAGGAGAGUUAGUGGGACUUUGCAGAAUUUUACAUAUCAGCUUGCAAUCUGCCAAGGGAAGCAUUGUAAUCCAAGUAAGAAGCUUGCUCUCACUUGGCAGUCUUUGGGAUAUCCUUGUGAAUGACACGAAAAUGUCUUUAAGGUACCUAAGAAGAAGUUAAAUCUUACUGUUACAUAUCCAAAGUGAAUUAAAAAAAAAGAUUAGAAUGCUUGGCUUCCACGGAAAAAUAGAAGACUGUGAAAAAGCUCAUUGAAAACUACCAACCAGGAACAUCACAGACUACUGAAAGUCUACAUCACACAGCAGCACUUUUUUUUUCAUCAUUAUUACGUAAAACCUCUGGAAGCACCUUGGGUGUUUUACAUUUUCUUUUCUUUGCUGCAGAAGCAAUCAGCUCCCUGGAAUCCUGACUGCACAAUCCAACACCCUGGAAUUGCCUAGGCUGGGGAUUCUACUACGAUUUUGCAGGCGAUCCAGCCUGGUUAAUUGUGAAAAGUGCACACAUUUCUGGCUUAUCUAUGCUUUGUUAUGGGUCUGACAUGAAACCACCUCCUCCCUCCAUACUACAGAGCAGAUAUUCUGUUGAACUGUUACUGUAUUUCGGAGCAGAAGCCUUCGACAGCCUCCACAAUCAAAUAACUUUGUUGCUGGAUGUAAAAAGGCUAGAUUAAGCAAAAGAGGAAAAUCAAGGGAAAUCCAAAACGUAAGUAUCUGCUAGGGGUGGUGAACAGUCGAGGGUUUAACUUUGUAGUUCCCAGCCUCCCUUCCCCACUCCCAUAAGGGAAACACCAGGCGAUUCUGCACAUUUCCCCUUAGCUCCAUUUUCCAGAAAGGAGAAGGGAAUGAGUGCUUAUGUAGACGUGGUAAUAUUUUUAAAGUCCCUUUCCUUUUAAAGGAUGAUACAUUGUGUCCGUAAAACGCCAAGAAAGCAAAAAUAAGCAGUAUUCCUUUAAAUACAUAUAUAGUAUUUUUUAAAGCCUACAAGGCAUGCACAUCCUACUGGAGAUGAAGUCUGUGAGCCAGUGUAUUUGAGCUCCGAUAGUUUAAUAGAAAGAUUUAUAUACUAACUGUAUUAUUUACUUUGGGAGGGGAGGUGGCAGUAUAAGGGUAUGCUAAUUAGUGGGAGAUUUUUUUGGGGGAAGGGGUGGAAUAUCAAUUUUUAUUGCAUCACCUGUCAGGAGUGUCCAAUCAGCGUUGGCUUUAGGGGAAUUAAUUGAUGAAGGUGUCUCCGGACGAGCUCACUUCACUCUGUCAUUUUAUUUGUAGCUAAAGCAGCGGCGGGAAUAGCAGCUGCAUUUCUUUUCUCUUUCUCCCUUCACAUUCCAUUAUCAUAGGGCUCCCAUGGAGAAGCAGGGUAUAAUAAAGGGGCACAGGUACUGAUCUUCAACAGCAACUUAGACACUGGCAAACCAGAAGCCUGAUGAUUUUUUCCUUUUUUCAAAAAACAAAAGCAAAAGCCAAUCAAGAAUCUGGUCAAUCAGGAUGCCUUGAGACAUAUGCAGCAUCUGGUGGAGGAUUAACAUACAUACAUCUCUAUGUAUGCGUCACAUAUAUAUUUACUGCAAAUGAUGGGAAUCAUUUAAGACCCGAAAUGGGCGACUUGAAGUCGGGCUUUGAAGAGGUGGAUGGCGUGAGGCUCGGGUACCUCAUCAUUAAAGGAAAGCAAAUGUUUGCACUCUCCCAGGUUUUCACAGACUUGCUGAAAAACAUCCCGAGGACCACCGUCCACAAGCGAAUGGAUCAUCUGAAGGUGAAAAAGCAUCACUGCGACCUGGAGGAGUUGAGGAAACUCAAGGCUAUCAACAGCGUUGCCUUCCACGCGGCCAAAUGCACUCUGAUCUCCCGGGAAGACGUGGAAGCGCUCUACACUUCUUGCAAAACCGAACGAGUCCUCAAAACCAAGCGAAGGAAAGUCAGUAGGGCAUUGUCAACAAAGGAGCUCCAACCGGAACACGCCGCCGCCGACCCUUACCCCAGCUUUUGGAAGGACAACCACCAACUUUGGCUGGGAUUGAAUGAAUCGGCGCAGGCUCUGCCAAUCAGCAGGCAGGCUCUGCGUCCCGGGGACGCCGCCUCGCUACCGGCCGUCGAUCUACCUCAGAUUUUUAGCAAAUCCUCGGGUCAGCGUUACCCGGAAAUCGCGCGAUCGCCUUGCAAACCCCCUCUAAACUAUGAAACUGCUCCAGUCCCCGGGAAUUACAUCGCCUUCCACUCGGAUCCCCCGUACUUUCGGAGCCUGCUCUGCAGCAAGCACCCGGCGGCGGCGGCGGCGGCGGCAGCAGCAGCGGCCGCCGCCGCCGCCGCCUACUACCAGUCGUCCGCAGCCCUCCCGCAGCCCAAGCUCGCGCCCGGGGCCACAGGGAGCCCCGUGAGCUUGACUUACAGAUACAAGCGGAAGCGAGCCUGCGAGGCGGGCGGCAAGGACUGCCUGCUGAACCCCCACGCCAGCGCCCGGCGCCUCCUCAUCCUGCCCAGGUCCUACAAAGCCAAGGCGGCGGCGGCGGCGGCUGCAGCUGCUGCUGCUGCUGCGGCGGCGGCGGCGGCGGGGGCCACUUGUCUGGAGCGGUUUCACCUCGUCAACGGCUUCUGUCCCCCUCACCACCACCACCACCAUCAUCACCACCACCACCAUCCCCGGCAGCAGCAACAGCAGCAGCAGCCGCCGCCGCCGCAGCCGCCUGCCCACCAUCCCCCGCACCUCCCCCAUCACCAGCCGCCGCCUCCUCAGCCGCCACCGCCGCCGCCGCCGCCGCCGCCGCCGCAGCAGCAGCAGCAGCAGCAGCCGCCGCAGCAGCAGCCACAUCUGGGCAGCUUCCCCGAGAGUUACAGUAGCGACUCCGAAUCCAGCUCGUACUCGGACCAUGCAGCCAACGACUCGGAUUUUGGCUCCAGUCUGUCCAGUACCAGCAACUCCGUGUCCUCCGAAGAGGAAGAAGAAGAGGAAGAGGGAGAGGAGGAGGAGGAGGAGGAAGAAGAGGAGGAGGAGGAAGACGGGAGUGGCUUGUCGGACUCGAGCGAAGUCAGCUCUGAGGAGGAGGACACGUCUUCGGACUCGGAUUCCAGCUCCGGCUCCAGCCAGGUCUCAGUGCAGAGCAUCCGUUUCAGGCGUACCAGCUUUUGUAAACCCCCCAGCAUGCAGGCGCAGGCCAACUUCUUGUACCACCUGGCCACCGCCGCUACUGCAACCAAACCCGUUGCUUUCGAGGAGGCCGGCAAGCUGCCCGACCUCAAAAGCAAUGUCAAAGCAGAAUCGCCAGAGGAUUGGAGUCAUCAGGGCUGGGCAUCCAAAGCGCCUCCCGUGUGCUGCCCCGGCAGCCUGGGAAGUUGUUUUACAGAGAUAAGGAACGAUAGGGUAUCUGAGAUCACAUUCCCACACUCUGAAAUUUCCAAUAACUUAAAGAGAACUGACCUGACAAUUAACUGCGUUGCAGAGGGGGCCUCUUCACCUAGCCCAAAGACAAACAAUGCAUUUCCACCACAAAGAAUACUCAGAGAGGCAAGGAAAUGCCUGCAAGCUACUACUACUCACUGUGCAGAUAACAAUACAAUACCUUCUAGGUUUUUAAAUGAUUUUGGGGCUGCUGCUGCAGCAAAUUCAGAAAAAGGUUCCAAAACCUCUCAUUGUAUUGAAUUUGCCACGGAUUUGCCCCCUUUACAAACUGAUCCUGAGGUGGAUGCUGCUGUCGCUCCUGCACACCCAAAAUCAGCAGUAGCAGCAGCAGCAGCAGCAGCUAAAACAGAAACUCCGUGCCCUGACUCAGGCAAUAAACCAUUGCCAUUUCUGCACAAUAUUAAAAUCAAAAUAGAGGACAGUAGUGCUAAUGAAGAAUAUGAACCUGACCUUGUUAAGCAUAAGCUAAAGUGUGAGUGCAAUGAUACAAAGGGUGAGUUUUACAGUGUGACUGGAAGUAAGGAGGAGGACGCUUUGUUAACAGCCAAGGAAGAUUUUGCAUGCACUGAAAAAGAAACCACUUCCUUAAAUCCACUGACUCAGAGUCAGGGCCUUUCAUGCACUUUAGGUUCUCCAAAACCUGAGGAUGGGGAAUAUAAAUUUGGUGCGAGGGUGAGAAAAAAUUACAGGACACUGGUGCUGGGAAAGCGACCUGUACUGCAGACUCCUCCAGUCAAACCAAAUUUGAAAUCAGCUAGAAGCCCUCGUCCUACAGGUAAAACUGAGACACAUGAAGGAACACUGGAUGAUUUUACAGUUACCAAUAGACGAAAAAGGGUAGCCAGCAAUGUAGCAUCAGCAGUGAAAAGGCCAUUUAAUUUCAUGGCAAAUUUUCCCUGUCCACCAUCACUAAUUAUUGGGAAUGAUGGGGAUUUGUUGCCGGCUUAUUCCUUAAACACCACUAAGGAUUCCCAACCUCCUCACAAGGCCCAUCCUAUAUGGAAAUGGCAGCUGGGCGGUUCUGCAAUACCUCUUCCACCUAGUCACAAAUUCAGGAAAUUUAAUUCAUAAAAAUAUUUUGGGAGAUAUUUUCUUGAACCAUAUUACCUUCCUUAUGUUGUAAACUGCACGGGAUGGUUUGUACAAGUCCAUUAUGCUUUACACCCCUUUUGGAGUCCUGGUUUAUCACAUUGUGAAGACAGAAAUCGGAUUACUUUUUUUUCAUUGUGGUUUUUUUUUUAGUGGGGUGGGGGUGGGUGGGAGGAGGGUUGGUUUACAUUCCACAGACUACUUCAGGCUAAAGACUCAAGUAAAACUCAGUUAUUAUGGUAGAGCUGGAACACUUUACUGUUUCAAUGCUAAUAAUGCACCGGGUACCUCAAUUCAACUGCUACAAAUAAAUGUCAAAAGGUUGAAUAAUAAAUAUUACAAUGAGCCAUUAAGUUUAUGCACUAGAUUUCGGACAUGGAAGUAUAACUGUUAAUUCAGUGAAAGUUUGUUAAGUUACAUGGUUACACAGGGAGGUAUCAAGAGGGUUCUGUGUGGCCACGCUCUACUUUCCUGGAGCUCUUGUUCCGGUGGUGUAGGGUAUCUUUUCUUUUUCUUUUUCUCCACCCCCCCCCCCAGAGGAGUUGCACUUACUAUUUUUUCUAUAGAGUGGAAAGGUUGGGGUUUGAGUCCUGCUCAAGUACUGGUAAAAGCUGCCUCUUCUAUAAUGAGUAAAAAUAAAUAUGGAAUUGUAUUUUUGGAAAGGUGUGUUUUUACUUGUACAGCCACUCCUUGCAAUUGGAAAAGUAGGGUUGUUUGUUGUUGUUGUUGUUGUUGUCUUAAAUAAGGUUACUGUACCCCACUAAUGUGCUGAAGUUGUGGUCUGAAAAUGCCCCUUAAAGCUUGCAAAGCAACUAAAAUAUUUCCCUGGAUAGGAGGACAAUUUAUAGCCCACCUCCUGAUAGCAAAUAGAGCAAAAAAGUUAAUAUAACCCAGAAAAGUCAAAUGAGAGGUCAGAAAUGGCUAGAACACCACCAAUGCAAAUACCAGGCUGUCCAGGGCCUUUUGGUACCAGAACUCAGGCAUUUGAAUUUUGUUACCCAUUUCUUUUUUUUCCUGCAUCUCUCUAAACUUCAGUUUCCCUCACCAUCCUGUAUAUAGAGCAAGAGUAUCUCUACUGCAAGUGACAAUCAGAGAUGAUUAUCUAUAUUUGCACUUAAUAUCAAAGUAGUGGAACAUGCAGAUGGCUAGGGUGUAGCCCUUGGUCAGGGCCGUGCUGGUGUAAUAUGUUGUGAUGAUGGAAGCAGUAAAUCAAAAUUAUGGAAAUUUGCACUGUUGAAAAGCAUGCUUUAGCUUUAUUUUCAAUUAAAAACAUUGUUUAAAAUUCCUGGUUCCAUACAUUUCGACUUAUUCAAGAUUGAAGUAUAAUUAAUAGGAAUGAAUGGUUUUCUUGGC